CGGUUGUGCUCGGAAUAGCUCGGGGUCAAGAUAUGACGCUUAUAUAACAGUAACUUAACAGAACAAUGCUAGUCGUGACAGUAAUGUUAAAGACCGUUACCUAAGCCUACUGUCAAUUUACAUUUUCCCGAUUAGGCUCUCCAAGUAGUAUAGUCAAUGUACUGAAUGUAGUUUAGUAUGUAGGAGAGCGGCUAGUGCAGAAAAAGGCAGUAAUUUUUCCCUAUAUUAAAGGACUAUUCUUACUAAAUUUCUUGCAUGUGCAAGUUUAUUGCAACUUAACAAUACCCAAGAUAAAUGGAUAUAAAAAAUGCUGAAGCUUAUGGUACACUGAGCUCACAUGAUCUUAACUCACUCUCCCAUCCAAAGGGGAAACAUGAGAGCAAACAGUGGGUGUCCUCAUUUAUAAAUGAACAUCUGCCUUCAGCAAGAUUAAAAAACAAUGAAAGUGACAUGAGCUCCAAGUAUGAAUACAUUGGAUCAAAGGGAGUGAAGAAGAAAUCAGUUCCAAGGCUAAAUGGGAAAAAAACUUUAUCAAAGAAGAAAAUGCUGUUUACACCUGAAAUAAUUACUGAUAUCAAAUUCAGUUCUUUCUUGCCUUUAAAUGAGUUAUGGAUAAAAUACAUGGAAGACUUAAUACAAUUCUCCAAAAUGACAUCUUCAAAUUUCCAAGCUUCUGCAGCUCAAAAAAUGAUGAAGGCGGAUCUGCAUGGUUGCCACCUUACUGUUAGGAAAUCAAAAUGCCCAAGUUUUAUAGGAGUGCAUGGGAUUGUUAUUAAAGAGACCAGAAACAUGUUUCAACUAAUUACACCUGAUAAUAAAAUUAAGAAUGUACCAAAAAUGAAUUCUAUUUUUUGUGUUGCAUUGCAUGGUCAGAAUUUUACAAUAUUUGGAAACCAGUUUACAGUAAAGCCAGGUGAAAGAGCCUCAAAAAAGUUUAAGUCAAAGCCAAGUAUUGAUUUAUGACACAUUAAAUAAUUAAAGCUUCAA
Physella acuta is the source of this 987-nucleotide messenger RNA. RefSeq names its product ribonuclease P protein subunit p29. Gene Ontology annotation, molecular function: ribonuclease P RNA binding. The record is from RefSeq and is a predicted model, not a curated record. Gene Ontology annotation, biological process: rRNA processing; tRNA 5'-leader removal. Lineage: Eukaryota; Metazoa; Mollusca; Gastropoda; Physidae. Gene Ontology annotation, cellular component: ribonuclease P complex; ribonuclease MRP complex.